AUGGAUUUUAAGAUAGAAUAUUUCUCACUUCUCAUUAUCGAAACUAAUAGAAAGAUCUAUAUGAGAGAUUUAAGUCAUCUUAUUGAGCAUAGGAGAGAGAUCCUCAAAUAAUAUUGUGCUUAACUAUAUGAGGAAUGA
Molecule: messenger RNA, 138 nt
Organism: Paramecium octaurelia
Lineage: Eukaryota; Ciliophora; Oligohymenophorea; Peniculida; Parameciidae
Source: the annotation of a GenBank genome assembly